GUGACGUGGCUGCGUUGACCAAUAGCGUCGCAGUUCAGAGGUCGCAGCCGAGCGGAAGUUGUUGGCUGCUUCUGCAAAGUGCGGGCAGCUUUUUAAGACUAACGCGCCUCUAAACGUGUUGUAGCCCUUUGACAUCGUAAAGGGAAAACGUGAAAAUGUUCAAAAUGUGCGCAAAUAGAAGUCGGCACGUCCAGGGAAAUGAUUUUCACCGGCGUCGCCUCUGAAGAAGAGGAUAAGCUGACGUAAAGAAACCCCGGAAGUGUUGUUAAAGCUCCCAGCAGCCACAGACGCAAUGAGUGCCAAAUAUGGCCUGGUGAGCUACAACAGUUCACGGAAGCACCUUUCGAUCUCCAUCCCGUCGUCUACGGAGGUGAUGUCGCCCCACAUAAAGUCCGUGGAGGAGCUGCGGGUCCUGGGAAUCAACCUGAGCAGCUUCAGUACCCCCACACAGUUCUUGAUCUGCGUGGCUGGAGUCUUCCUCUUUUACCUCAUCUAUGGCUACCUGCAGGAGUUGAUAUUUUCCGUGGAAGGAUUCAAGCCUUUUGGUUGGUACCUCACUCUCGUCCAGUUUGGCUUCUACUCCAUGUUUGGUCUAGUGGAGCUUCAGCUCACACAGGACAAACGCAGAAGGAUACCAGGGAAGACCUACAUGAUCAUAGCAUUUCUAACAGUGGGCACUAUGGGCCUGUCUAAUACCUCUCUGGGUUACUUGAACUACCCGACACAGGUCAUCUUCAAGUGCUGUAAACUCAUCCCGGUCAUGAUUGGAGGAGUGUUUAUACAAGGUAAACGCUAUAAUCUUGCUGAUGUGUCUGCUGCUCUCUGCAUGAGCCUGGGACUCAUCUGGUUUACGCUAGCUGACAGCAAAGUGGCCCCCAACUUCAACGUCACAGGUGUUCUCCUCGUCUCCCUGGCACUUUGUGCUGACGCCGCCAUUGGAAACGUGCAGGAGAAAGCAAUGAAACUCCAUAAUGGCUCCAACUCUGAAAUGGUGCUGUACUCGUACUCCAUCGGUUUUGUCUACAUACUGACAGGCCUGCUCUGUGUGGGUGGGCUGGGACCGGCAGUGGCAUUCUGCUCAGAACAUCCCGUGAAGACGUACGGUUAUGCGUUCUUGUUCUCUCUUACGGGUUAUUUUGGCAUCUCCUUCGUGCUGGCCUUGAUCAAGCUCUUCGGUGCCCUGGUUGCAGUGACAGUGACCACCGGCAGAAAGGCCAUGACUAUCGUACUCUCCUUCAUGUUCUUCGCAAAACCUUUCACUUUUCAGUACAUCUGGGGCGGCCUUCUGGUACUCUUUGGCAUCUUCUUGAAUAUCUACAGUAAAAACAAAGAUAAAAUGAAGCUCCCUUCCAUCAUGGACCUCAAGAGCUGGCUGCUGACAGGAAAGAAAGUCCGAUUUCUCUCACAAAACGUAUAGGAGGCACCCACGGGCGUAGCGGAAGUCCUGCGCUGGCUGGCUGACUGUCUGUCUGUUCAGAUGUAGAGCUGGCCCACCUGUCUCUGCAGGUAUGCUGAAGCACGAGCCCGAGCUACGAGCGCGAGCUACAAGCCUCUUCACCACCGACAUUGAGCCAAGGAUUAAUCCAGGAUCGGUGAUGGAGUUGCUGGGUAAUAUCUCUAUCUACCAGUACACCACUCGCUUAAAUUACUCAAACUCUGUGCAGCAAACCGAAGGAACUGUAACUCUUUUUUACAAGGGGAUCAAUGUUAGUGGGCUUUUUAAAAGCAAUGCUUCAUAGCCCCACAGAAACAUUCCCAACAUGGAGGACAACACUGAGGACUCUUUAAAGGGAACCAGCGCCUUAGCAAACCAAAUCGCACACUUUUGCACUGGAAAUGACUUGUACACUAAAGUGUGGCUGGGAAGUGAAAUGUUAUGAAGAGAGUACAAAGCGACAAGCAUAUAUGUCGUGUCUGAAGUGAAUGUUUGUCCCACCACCACCCUAAAUGAAAAAUUACAUACUGAUAAAAAAAAAAGAAGGUAUAUUUGUCCUCCGCAUGUGCCACAAAGACUGAACAGAACAUAGUUUUAAAUAAUCAUUGUCUUGAUGAAAGUUGCUUUUUUUUCAUAGUUUAUUGGUCAUUUAUAUCUGACUGUGACCUAAUUCGUGAAAAAUGUGUCAUGUGGUGACAUUUUGGAGAAUGUGGAGACAUUUGCUCCUCUGUACAUCAAAAAUGUCAACUGCCAAAAUUUGCUAACCAUUGUUUGGGUGAAAGGGUACAACUCUUUUUACAUGAAAACAAACUGAGGUG
Etheostoma spectabile (orangethroat darter) is the source of this 2253-nucleotide messenger RNA. RefSeq names its product solute carrier family 35 member B3 (gene slc35b3). The record is from RefSeq and is a predicted model, not a curated record. Gene Ontology annotation, biological process: transmembrane transport; 3'-phosphoadenosine 5'-phosphosulfate transport. The transcript has 10 exons. The coding region runs from base 293 to 1417 and encodes 374 amino acids. NCBI's taxonomy places the organism in Eukaryota, Metazoa, Chordata, Actinopteri, Perciformes, Percidae. Gene Ontology annotation, cellular component: endoplasmic reticulum membrane; Golgi membrane. Gene Ontology annotation, molecular function: 3'-phosphoadenosine 5'-phosphosulfate transmembrane transporter activity.